Messenger RNA from Drosophila willistoni, 2200 nucleotides. RefSeq names its product enolase (gene Eno). Gene Ontology annotation, cellular component: phosphopyruvate hydratase complex. Gene Ontology annotation, molecular function: phosphopyruvate hydratase activity; magnesium ion binding. Lineage: Eukaryota; Metazoa; Arthropoda; Insecta; Diptera; Drosophilidae. Gene Ontology annotation, biological process: glycolytic process. The record is from RefSeq and is a predicted model, not a curated record. The coding region runs from base 105 to 1610 and encodes 501 amino acids. The transcript is spliced from 3 exons.
UCUGUCCUUGUGCGAAGGUCAAUUUCCCUCCAAUCACGCAACGUCCACCCCCACAUCAGAACCGGCACCUGGAGAGCCACAAAACAGCCCCAUAUAGAGAGAGCAUGGUAAGCAUUCUCGUUACUCGCAGUUGCUUGAAAUGGCGUUGCUGCCCCAACAUUCUGGCAACAGCUCCAACAACGUCAGUGCAAAAAAACACUUUGGCUUUCAGUAGCAAAUCAGCAGCCAGACCAGCCGGAAGUUUGAACGAGUCUCUCCCAUUUGGAUUUCAAUUUUUCAAAUACAAAAGUUUUUGUUCAGAAGACAAUAUGACCAUCAAAGCGAUCAAAGCCCGUCAAAUCUACGACUCCCGUGGCAACCCCACUGUUGAGGUCGAUCUGACCACCGAUUUGGGUCUGUUCCGUGCUGCAGUCCCCUCUGGUGCCUCCACUGGUGUGCAUGAAGCUUUGGAGCUGCGCGACAACGAUAAGGCCAACUAUCACGGCAAGUCCGUGCUGAAGGCUGUUGCCCACGUCAACGAUACUCUGGGCCCCGAGGUGAUCAAGGCCAAUUUGGAUGUCGUUGAUCAGGCUGCUAUUGAUAAUUUCAUGAUCAAAUUGGACGGCACUGAGAACAAGAGCAAGUUCGGUGCCAACGCCAUUUUGGGUGUGUCCCUGGCUGUGGCCAAGGCUGGUGCUGCCAAGAAGAAUGUUCCUCUGUACAAACACAUUGCCGAUUUGGCUGGCAACAAGGAAAUCAUUCUGCCAGUGCCCGCUUUCAAUGUGAUCAACGGUGGCAGCCAUGCUGGCAACAAAUUGGCUAUGCAGGAGUUCAUGAUUCUGCCAACUGGAGCCACUUCCUUCACUGAGGCCAUGAAAAUGGGCUCUGAGGUGUACCACCAUCUGAAGAAUGUGAUCAAGGCCAAGUUCGGUCUGGAUGCCACCGCUGUCGGUGAUGAGGGUGGCUUUGCCCCCAACAUCCAAUCCAACAAGGAGGCUCUGGUUCUGAUCAGCGAUGCCAUUGCCAAGGCUGGAUACACUGGCAAGAUUGAGAUCGGUAUGGAUGUUGCUGCCUCUGAGUUCUUCCGUGAUGGACAAUACGAUCUGGACUUCAAGAACCCACAGAGCGACAAGUCGCAAUGGUUGUCGCCCGAGAAAUUGGCCAACCUGUACCAGGAGUUCAUCAAGGAAUUCCCCAUUAUUUCCAUUGAGGAUCCCUUCGACCAGGAUCAUUGGGAUGCCUGGACUAACUUGACCUCCAACACCAAAAUCCAAAUCGUUGGUGACGAUUUGACUGUGACAAAUCCCAAGCGUAUUGCCACCGCUGUGGAGAAGGGAGCCUGCAACUGCCUGUUGUUGAAGGUCAACCAAAUCGGUACCGUCACUGAAUCCAUUGCCGCUCAUUUGCUGGCCAAGAAGAACGGCUGGGGCACCAUGGUCUCUCACCGUUCCGGCGAAACUGAGGAUUCAUUCAUUGGUGAUCUUGUCGUCGGUCUGUCCACUGGUCAAAUCAAGACUGGUGCUCCAUGCCGCUCUGAGCGUCUGGCCAAAUACAACCAGAUCUUGCGCAUUGAGGAGGAAAUCGGCGCAGGCGUCAAAUUCGCUGGCAAGAGCUUCAGGAAACCCCAGUAAGCAGUCUGCUGCUACUUCAAAAUUCCAAAAACAAUACACCAAGGCACCAGAAAAACAAGCAGCACAAAUGAGAUCGGUGUCCCCAUAACUUGGUGUACACGUGUUCGUCAAUCUAUUUUCAUUCUCUUUUUGGAAAUUAGUGAAACAAAUCCAAAAUGGUUACCGAAGCCACAUAAUCUGUCUCUACUUGCUUCGUUAUUUAGACAUUAUUCUUAAUGUUAUCAUUAUUUAUAUUAAAAACAAAACAAAAAAACAAACAAACCCCUUAUGUAAAAUGCUUGAACGAAUAUCAUGUUUGUAGUCGGCCCUCUCCUCCCAAAAAAAAAUACAUUUAACUCCCAUCAGAAAACUACAUAGAAAUCUAAAUCUAUAAUUGUUGAAACAUAGAUCUUAAGGCAAUCAUCCAACGUUCUUUGUUCAAACUCAAUAAAAAGGAGCUGGCAUGGAGGAGUUGCUGUAGCAGAACACAUACAAUAAUACUCAAGGAAAGCAAAAAGGGAGCUACCAGUUACGGAACGCAUAAAUAUUUUAUUCAAAAUGUUAGUUGAUGUGAAAUAAAUUACACAAAUACAAAUAAAUGGUUGAUUAUA